This is a messenger RNA of Cantharellus anzutake, 274 nucleotides long. RefSeq lists its product as uncharacterized. Lineage: Eukaryota; Fungi; Basidiomycota; Agaricomycetes; Cantharellales; Hydnaceae. The annotation marks the transcript as partial. The record is from RefSeq and is a predicted model, not a curated record. The transcript is spliced from 4 exons.
CCCUUUACCGCCUUUGGCACCCUUCUUUUGGCGCUCUCUGCUCGCACCCGGGCAUGUACAUUGACCUCACCCGACCCAGCCGUCGGUGUUACGUUCGAGUUCCCCUAUUUUAUACACCUGGAAAACUGUACUCUCUUUGAACCAUAUCUUUUCCAAAUCUGGAAUCGGAGUGGUGACAUUAACACGAUGUUGGAGGAUUGGCCCGUUGGUUCGAAUCCUCUCCAGGAUGUGGAUCCCUGAAUACAUAUACGAACCUGUACUUCGUUGUGAAAGA